AACCAAAUUACGAAGCAAGAAUAUUAGCAGCAUUAAAAGACAAAACCGAAAAAUUAACUUUCAUAAUAGUUAAUGGUGAAAACAUCCAGGGAAGCGAAGAUCCAGAACAAAAUGAAAAAUUUAUAAAUAGUGAAUUAAAAAAGCAACUUUGCCAAAAUUGUAGCAUUUGCUCGAAUUGCAGAAACCAAAAAAGAAGCCAAAUUGAGAAAUUACAAGCUGCAGGCAGAGUAGGAGGAGAAAGAAUUAUCAAACCUUUUUUAGAACACUUUCAAAAUAAAUUAGAAGCAGGGGGAAACAAGACCGUUAAUUUUGAAGAUAUAAACGAACGUCCUACACAGCCCCCAGGUUCGCAAAGUUGCGGUUUUUAUGUUCUUUAUUAUAUUAAAAAAUUAAUCGAAAGUUCGGAUUUGCUAGAGACAGGAAUUCCUUCUGUGGAAAAUUUGUUCAAAGAUGAUACUGGCACUGCUAUUGUCGGCGAAGAAAAAGAAGCCGAAAUAAAAAAUCAGGAGGAAGUUUUGCGUUUCCGAAGAUUCCGUUUCCCAGGAGAGCAAACCCGAGAAAGUCUGCAAGCCGAAAGUUCAACCACAGUUGCUAAAGGAAAAAGCACGAAAUUAAUGGAAACGGAAUCUUCGGAGGGAGAAUUUGAGAGUGAUGACGACCUUGACGGUGUGUUGGAAGAGGUUUUGCAUAAGCCUUAUUGCGGAGAAGAUAACUGCAGAAGAAUAUAUUCAAGUUUACAGGAAAAAGAAAACGAAUUGAUUAGUCUUAGAAGUAUUUGUGGUAGUUUACAAGAGGAGAAUAAUAAUUUGCAAGCGAUAAAAAUUGCUGCUGCCGACCACGAAAACGCAGCAAGAGAAGCAAAAGAGAAAAUUAAUAGCCUAAGCAGUGAAAUAAAAGCAUUACAAAGCAGUAAUUCAACUUUACAACAAGAAAAAGCACAGAAGGAAACAGAAAUC
Molecule: messenger RNA, 956 nt
Organism: Racocetra persica
Lineage: Eukaryota; Fungi; Glomeromycota; Glomeromycetes; Diversisporales; Gigasporaceae
Source: the annotation of a GenBank genome assembly